AUGGCCGCCGCCUCCCCUCCUCCUCUCCUCCUCCGCCUCCUGACCCUAGCCCUGGCUCUCGCCGGUGCCGCCGCGGGCAAGAUCUCGGGCCCCCGCACCCCGAUCUCGCGCGACAUCUACCACCCAGAAAGGUUCAUUGUCUUCCAGAGCUUUGGGCAGCAUGGCAGAGAACUUAUUACCUCUGAAGUUGCAUUACAUCUUCUCUAUAUUUUAACGGAGAAGCCUAAGAUCGCUGGUGUGGAUCUUUCAUCCUUUGAGAAACUGCUGGAGAACCUUGUGAUCAAGGUUGUGCCAAUGGAAAAUAUGAAUGGUCGCAAACUUGUUGAAGAAGGGGAACUUUGUGAUAGGAGAAAUGGAAGAGGAGUUGAUCUUAACAGAAAUUGGAGUGUUGACUGGGGAAUGAAAGAAAAGGACUAUGACCCAUAUGAGGAGAAUCCUGGUAUUGCUCCUUUUAGCGAACCUGAGGCCCAGAUCAUGAGGGAACUAUCCAGGUCGUUUAAACCUCAUAUUUGGGUGAACGUGCAUUCUGGAAUGGAGGCCUUAUUUAUGCCAUAUGAUCACAAGAAUACCACACCAAAUGGAGCGUCUGCACAGUUGAUGCGGUCAGUCCUAGAGAAUUUGAACCGUCGCCAUUUCCAAGAUAGCUGCCUAGUUGGGUCAGGUGGUGGAUCUGUUGGAUAUCUUGCACAUGGUACGACAACUGAUUACAUGUAUGACAUUGCAAAGGUGCCAAUGCCAUUCACCUUUGAGAUAUAUGGAGAUGAGAAAGCAUCUACUGACGACUGCUUCAAAAUGUUCAAUCCUGUUGACAAGAAAACAUUUGACAGAGUCAUUAACAAGUGGUGCAUGGCAUUUCUCAUUCUUUUUGAGGAAGGCCUGCGAAACCUACGGGAUGCCCAGAUAGUAUCACAAGGCACACUGGAAAACUGGGUUCCAAUUGGAGGAGGCAUUGUCGAGAGAAAUGUGGAGCGGAAGAGUAGCCGUGACGGGAGGAAACUGGAAGGCCUCGACCUUGGAAUGCAGGAGCUAAGGACUUACUUCCGGCUAUUUUUGCUGUCAACAUUCUUGUUGAUGUUCAUGUUCUGCACACGGAUAUCAAAGAGCAGAAACAGACAGUCAGGUAGCUUGUUUGAUCCUUGA
Molecule: messenger RNA, 1140 nt
Organism: Miscanthus lutarioriparius
Lineage: Eukaryota; Viridiplantae; Streptophyta; Magnoliopsida; Poales; Poaceae
Source: the annotation of a GenBank genome assembly